Molecule: messenger RNA, 894 nt
Organism: Vavraia culicis subsp. floridensis
Lineage: Eukaryota; Fungi; Microsporidia; Pleistophoridae
Exons: 1
Coding region: 1-894 (297 amino acids)
Source: RefSeq, a predicted model, not a curated record
AUGAAGGAAUAUCUGGAACACAGCAUAACGGUGCAGACGGCCUCAUCGUUGGUAUCAGGCAUAUUGAAAAGAAUAGAUACCGACAAUGGGUUGAUAUAUGUGCAGGAAAAGAAUGUACAGUCGCUCACACGGAUUCUCUUUUCGCAUGUAGAAAAUUUGGAGCUUAACGACAACGAUCCGAAGGAGCUAAACGAUCCAGCUAUAGUAGAGGCUGGCGAAUACCUGGAAUUUAACGAAAAAAGCGAAUAUUUAUUCGAGGACAAGAACAGGUAUGCCUCGUUGUUUGUGGAUAUGACAAGCGAGCAGAGGAAGAGUAUAAUAAGAGAGGCAUACGAUAACUACGGACCGAGCAAGGAGGAAGCUGCGAGUAUUGCUGCGUGCUAUUCCAUCAAUUUCUUUAAAAACAAUUUCUUUGGCAACAAGGAAUCGCACAGUAUGAAAAUUGGCGUCAUAAUUCAAAAGGAUGACUGGUACGCACAGGUAGCGUUCAAUAUCUCGCGGCUGCUCAUGGCGCAGGGGUACUACCCCGAGUUGAUCAUGCUUUGCUCGGUGAACUGCAAGAUUGUCAGGCAGCUUUUUAUUUCCAAGAAGGAAAGGCAGAAGAAAAAGGACAGCUUGGAAGGAAGCUAUGAUCUAUCGAUAGUUGUGUGCGAUAACGCGAAUAUAUUGAAGCAAGAAUCUUUUAAAUCAAAUAGUACGGUGUUCAUUGGUGUUCCGGAGAACGCAAAGUCAAGUUCCAAGACAUACGCCAUUUUUUACGGACCGUAUGACGUAGAAUACAAGAAAUUUGGUGGUGGACUGGUGUUUGUGAAUCCCGGAUUCGGGAAAAGGACAUUGAUGAGGAUGGGACUUGAUCAUUAUCCGUCGUGUGGCUAUAUAGUUCACUCUAAAUAA